UGUUUUGCUCUUUGAGGAGCGCUUUCUCGUCGAGGACGCUUUUUGAUCUCUUGGAAAACAGUUUCAGUUCAGUUCCAAUUGGGCACCGUCAAUACAAGAACAAUGAGCCAGAAUAACACGAAUUGGGAAUUACUAGAUGCCCUCAACAAGUGCAAUUGUGGAUUCAUUUCUCUGACUUGGUUCGUUGUGAUUCAAGUGUGUGGCAACAUUUUACUUUUAAGCAUCAUUUGGUGCCAGCAAUUUGGGCGUUCUAAUAACCGAACAUUGUUGAACCAUUUGGUGUCACAUUAUGCUGGAUAUGUCAUCGUGUCCAACCUCGUGUCUUGCUCGUCGAAUAUGGCCCUGUUUUGGUUCGAAUUUCCGUAUCCUCAUUUGUGGUGCUUAAUGCAAGAGCUCGUGGCGAACCAUUUACUAAUGGUGGGCGUUCUGACCUCGCUCGAGGGCCUCCUUCUCAGAUGUUUGUACUUGUUCUAUUGGAAGAAUGUUGGAAAACUGAACGACGAUUUCUUUUCGGCAUAUCUUUUCGUUGUUAAUAAUGUGGUCGCGUUAUAUUUUUCGCUCAUUUUCGCCGUUGGAUCCGAUUUGUAUCAAGCAUACUAUUACAUAUGCACUGCCACACAUUUGCAACACGGACAAUCUGCAAUUCCAUAUCUUCGGGUCAACUUUUUCUUGGUCACGCUCACAUUUCACAUUUGCUGUUUCAUUUGGUCAUUCAUUCGAAAACGAAAAUUGGAUAGACAUGAAGGGAAUGACCGAUUCACCACAGGACGCUCAAGUAGCAGUUUGAUGAGUUUUGGAACUGCUAUGCUGAUCUUUUUUAUUUUUGCCUCAUCGACUUUGCCCUACGUCUAUUUGAGUCAAAGCCAAUCCAGGAUUGUGGAAUCUCCAAAAACUCUCAUCUUUAGCUUGGCCUUGCCCCAAUUUACUGUCUCUGUGAUUAUUCCGGUUUUGACUUAUAUUCGAAAUCCGUCAAUGGCUGUAAUUGUAUGGAGACACUUUAAAGAUCAGGCGCCACUUCUUCAGUUCAGAACAAUGAUAUUGUCUAGAGAAUCACUGCAAUAAAUAUUUAAGCUGA
Molecule: messenger RNA, 1075 nt
Organism: Tigriopus californicus
Lineage: Eukaryota; Metazoa; Arthropoda; Copepoda; Harpacticoida; Harpacticidae
Exons: 3
Coding region: 103-1062 (319 amino acids)
Source: RefSeq, a predicted model, not a curated record